This is a messenger RNA of Ylistrum balloti, 1374 nucleotides long. RefSeq names its product synaptogenesis protein syg-2-like. The record is from RefSeq and is a predicted model, not a curated record. The annotation marks the transcript as partial. Gene Ontology annotation, molecular function: protein binding. Lineage: Eukaryota; Metazoa; Mollusca; Bivalvia; Pectinida; Pectinidae. The transcript is spliced from 6 exons.
UCUAGUAGUCCAGCCCUCACCAGUCCUCAGACCACCAGUGUGUUGAUAUACCUAGAUUUGAAGCCGAGACAGCCUACUAUAUCUGGCCAGAUGUCACAGACAGAGAACACAGAUCUACAGGUAGUGUGUGAGUCUACAGGAAGUAGACCUGCGGCCGACAUUGAGUGGAAUGUUCGGGGAACAUGGCAGUCAAGUAAUCCAACAGAGAUCAAGGUCGUGGACAGUGCUACAGAAACCUACACAAUGACGUCAACACUCUCCCUCCAAGUCACACGUCCAGACAAUGGGAAGUCUGUGUACUGUAGAGCCAGUAACCGGGCCUUACCUGGAGGGACUGAAUCAGAACGACAGACUAUAACAGUAUUGUAUCCUCCUGACAUACAUAUCAACUAUGUCAAUGUCACCCACAUGUCGUCAGACAGGAUAUUGACAUGUGUCCCAGAUGGUAACCCGGCCAUGUACCACUUUAGGCAAUGGAAACAAACGGCGGAAGACGGCACAGUAAUACGUCAGUUGACCGGAAAUUCCAGUUCCACAGAGUCGAUACUAACCCUACCUGACCUUGAUGUUACACGACGGUAUGAGGACACGGGGUUCUAUAUAUGUUCAGCCUCCAACGACAUUUUGGAAUCCAAUUCAUACAUGUCUGGAUCAGUCUUCUUUGUUGUAGAAGCUCCUCCUGUGGUGAUAACAAACACAACUGAGGUCAAGGGACAAAUAGGGAGCAAUUUCACUAUAGAGGUGGAAUUUUACAGUAGACCCGCGGUCAGUGAGACUGAUGUGACAUGGACCAAAGGAACAGAGACUUUAACUCAUAAUAAUAUGACUGUUAUGUCUAUAGUGGACACAAUUGUUCAUGUGUCAUUCCAUGGUGUUCAGAUUGAGGUCAAAGGUUAUGUGGCUGCUAUAACAAUACACAGACUGAUGGAACCGGACUUUGGUAACUACACAGUGACAAUAGGAAACAGAGAGGGAAAUUCAAGCCACACAGUUGUGUUAAAAUCUGCAAGUCCUCCUUUACCACCAGACAAUGUUAUACCACUAACUUAUGAUAGCAGCAGUAUUACUAUACAGUGGAAACCGAGAUUCAAUGGUGGAGCAGAACAAUGGUUUAUCAUUGGAUACAAGACUGACAUAUCAAAGGACUUCGAUGAUCAUGAAAUACCAGAUUCUCAGAAAGAAAUCCAGUCCUACCAAAUUACUAGACUAUCGGCAUCAACGAUAUAUUUCAUCCACAUGUACUCUGAAAAUGCAUUUGGCAGGAGUGACUUUGUUUUUCUAAAUCAAACAACAUCAGAUCAAUUUUAUGCUCAAGUGGCCCGCCAUGGCGCGUCACCCAACAUCAACUUUUUCCUUCAAAGAACUUCUUAUUAA